This is a messenger RNA of Ceratina calcarata, 972 nucleotides long. RefSeq lists its product as uncharacterized. Bases 1 to 972 code for a protein of 323 amino acids. The transcript has 3 exons. NCBI's taxonomy places the organism in Eukaryota, Metazoa, Arthropoda, Insecta, Hymenoptera, Apidae. The record is from RefSeq and is a predicted model, not a curated record.
AUGGCAACCUCCACUUCAGAGACUAUAGGAGCAUUGAAAGUUGACGUGUACGUCAUCAAUCAUUUGCGGACAUGGCCAGACUGGCCCGCAUUCUGUGAUCUCUUCACUUCCGCGGUCAUAAACAAUGCGACAUUGUCCGAUGCCCAACGAUUGCAAUAUUUGCAAGCUGCACUGGAGCAGCUCUUGUCCGCGUUGGUGCUAACGAACGUGAACUUCUCGAUCGCUUGGGCUACGCUUGACAAGCGUUACAAUAACCCGAGAUUGAUUCAAUCGUCGUGGUUCCAUAAGCAAGCUUUAGACGCACUACCGAAGCUAGGCGUAACGGUAGAUAACUGGGGUCCACUCCUGGUGUACCAUGUAUCCAGUCACUUCGAUGACGAACUGCACGGGGAAUGGGAACAGGCUUUCGAGGAUGCUCGAAAGUUCCCAUCCUUCUCGAAAAUAAUGGACUUCCUUGAAAACAAGGUGAGUGCUCUCCUUGCGGCAAAGGAUAGGUACAAGAAACCGAUCUCGUCAGAAGUCGAGAGAAGGAACGUCAAGUCCCAUGCAGCAAACGUGGAUACCACGGAUGGGGAGUCAUCGGAGUGGUCUGUAUGCCGAAUGCAGCACAAGUUAGAGGACUGCAACGAAUCUCGACAGCGUGAUCAAAAAGGGCGAUACUUUUGGGUCAAAGCACAUAAUCUCUGCCCUAGAUACCUGUCAGCUGACCAUGCAUUGACUUCAUGCUGCAGCUCGAAUGUGUGCAGCGUAUGUAAUGAGCCGCAUCACACGCUUCUGCAUUACAAAAGCAGGAAGCAGGAAGCAUCUGACAAGAAAGAAACGCCCCGUCGCGAUACGCGACACGGUCAGGGAGCGAAUCGUAAAGAUGAUAACCCUCCCAAACUAAAGGGCAAAGCGCAAUCGGCGUCUACAAGUAAGGCAGUAGCAUCGCACUGCAGUACGACGACCGAGAAAGCGGCAGAGAUUAAUUGA